Molecule: messenger RNA, 7313 nt
Organism: Pungitius pungitius (ninespine stickleback)
Lineage: Eukaryota; Metazoa; Chordata; Actinopteri; Perciformes; Gasterosteidae
Exons: 49
Coding region: 155-6766 (2203 amino acids)
Molecular function (GO): nucleic acid binding; zinc ion binding
Source: RefSeq, a predicted model, not a curated record
CUCGGAAGCAGUCAGACGCAACUCAAAGUGACUCGAGCGGAGACACAGAGUGAUUCAGAGUUGUUUUCCUCCUCCCCUCGGAGCCCGCUUGGCUGUCGGUCUGGUUUGGACGGAGGACGCGGUCUGGGGGAAGCUGGUGCCCCCCCGCCCCGACAUGGAGGGCGUCCGCUUCGGUUGUCAGGUCUGCCUCUCCAAAUUUGAGAAGGUCUGUCAUAUUAAGAACCAUAUGUACUCGCUUGAACAUCUACAGAAAAGCACAGAUGUCUUCAAGCAAGAUAUUUUUCGGAGUAUGGUCCAAUUUCCAUUGGUUGCAGUCGCUGGCAAACGGUACAAACCAGACCCCAGACAACCCAUCACUGGCUUGUCUUUGUGUUUCAGUCGAGAGACGGAAACAUCUUUUUACUUGUGCCAUAUCUGUGAGGAAAAGCAUCAAUUAAAUAAUAUUUUAUUCCACCUCUCAUCUGUGGACCACUGCGCAAACUACUUUAGCUACAAAAACCCAAAUGUACUGAAGUUCUCCUGGAUCCCCACCCAGAAGGUGGAUAAAAUGUUGAGGCGCCUGAACAAACGUGAAUUGAAUGAAAGAAGUCGCGGACAACUACAGAUGCUGGACUUGCCUGGAAAGGUGUUUAAACCGCUCAAAAUGAAAACCUACCAUGAAGUGAUGCGCGCUCUCGGGGAAAAUGAAAAGCUUCUCGACAGUCUCGAAGCUGUCAAGCCACAGCGGACGACACUACAAACGUACCAAAGAGACCCCAGCAGAGAACACCCACUCCUUGGAACGCAGCACCUUGUUGAAAUCGUUUGUGUCGGGCAGCCUGAGAAGAAACACUACCUCUGCACUCUGUGCCACCUGACUUUGACGGGCCACGCGGUCAUCAAACACGUCCUGAGCUUUGACCACAUCUUUUGCUACUUUAAAGUGUGGCACCCGUCUACUUUGCUGGCAAAGGAAUCCUACAAGGAAUACUCCUGUCACUUUGCCUCCAUGAUGCUGGAUUUUGCAAAGCAGACGGAGAAUAUUCAUGCUGCUAUAAACACUGAUAUGAAGCAAGUAAGACUGGAGGCUGGAAAAUUCACAGCAAUGCGUUUGACUUGUUAUGCAGAUGCUUUGAAGGAACUUGAAUCCAUGAGAAAGGAAAACCAGGAGAGCAGCUUGGUUACAAGCGUUAAACCAGGCGACAAGUUGGACCACUUGCCAUCGACUGUAUUUCGUGGUCUGUGGUACAAAGAUCCUAGACUACCUGUCACUAAUGUGGGAUCUGGAUCCUACAAACUACACUGUCAGAAUUGCAGUGUGGGCUUUGAGAACAUGUUUCAUUAUUGCACACAUUUGUCAAACUACAAGCACAAACAGAUGCUCAAGAAGUUUUUUGGAGGUGAUGGAUGUUCAGACAAACCGGAAUGGAAACCCAGUCUGGGUUUGUACGAGAAAGCUCUCAAGAACCCAAAGGAGAAUAAACCGCUUGUUGGCGUUUCCCUGGUUGUGACGUGCGUCUGCUCGGAGGUCCACAAGGAACCUCUUUAUGUGUGCUUUGCAUGUCAGGAUUGUUUCACAGAGUCUGCUCUCGAGCAACACUUUGACUCACAGAGACAUCUCAUACACACGUCGCUGUACCAGAAUCCCUGGAGGCUGACACUUGCGUGGGAGAACUGUGUGGAUUUGAAAGCCUUGAGAUCAAUUGCCUGGGAAGAGGAGAAGCUUAAACCAGAUCAGAUGACACUGAAGGUAGUUGACAUGCCUAAAACGAUGUUUGAGAAACUCGGCGCAAUUGGUUACCUAAAAUUGAUGAAGUGUCUCGAACUACAACACAGCAUCAUAAAGCGAGACGUACCACCCUGUGAAACCUACAGUAAACUCAAAGAAAACGAUAGAUUUCCUCUACUAGGCAGACAGUUCCUGGUCAUGCACAACAAUUGUAUCCAAGGACAACUGCCAACGAAGGGAUUCUUGUGCCUGCUCUGCGAGAGGAAGUUGUCCGAUGACGAAUUUUACGCUCAUGAGUUCAGUCGGGGACACAUUGCAACGUUCAUUGAGCGUUUCCAUCCAGGCUCGCUGGAUUCAAACCCAGAUGAAGAGACUUUCUUGGACUUGGCAAAACAAGCAGCACGUUAUCACCCCAUAUCACAUGUGCAGGAAGUUCAGUUGAGCCAGCCUGUCAGGGAGACAUGCACCUACUCUGAAGCAUUAUCCAUACUGACAUCUGCAAAUAGGAAAAGUGGGAACGCAAACCUGAAUCCACAAAUAAACCCCAAAAUGAAGUUGGUCCCCAGACCAAAAAGGAAAGCUGUGGAGAAGGACAAAGUGAGGGACGGCGGUGAGACGACCUUGGAACAGACUGUGGGAGUCUGUGCUAAAGUCACCGAUUCUUUAUGUCCGAAAGGCGGCGAAAUGGGAGACAACAAGGAAACUGUGCCGUCAUGUGGAAAGGAAUUGCUAAAGAUAAAGGAGGAGUUUUUAGGGACAAGUUCAGACGAGGUGAAUCAAAGCGAGACACGCCUGGUGAUAAAGGAAGAGAAGAUAGAAAAGCCUACAACAACCGGACCAAGUGGGAAGGCUGUCGAAAACGGGCAGAACACGAACGAAAAAGAGCAGAGCGAAAGAAGCAAAUGUGUUUUGGCACAGAAGAGGAACAUCUCGCAGACCGACACCUGUCCUGUGGAUGAUGGAGAGCAGGAAAUCGGCAAUAAACGCCAGCGGCUCACCCCGAAAACAGACCCCCAAAACAUGCUGAUUAGCACGCAGAUGGAGGUGAACACACCUGACGAGGGAAAAAGUGGAAAACCAAAAGACCAGACUGCAAAUAACAAAGCAUCCUCUGAGGCCGACCUGCAGCAAGUGGCUCAUCUGUGGCAGUAUGUCAAGAGGAAGAUACGAGAGCCUGUGGUCGGCUUGGAUUCACUCAUUGAAUGCAAUUGUGAUGAGCUUGCCCCCAUCUACCUCUGUGAGUGCUGCUCGCUGAAGAUCCUAGAGGAGGACAUCAUCAGCCAUGUUACUGGGGUAGACCACCAGAGGAUGUAUCUGAAACUUGCACAGGAGACCCGAGGGGAGACGGUCAGACACUCUGCUGCUUUGUCUGAACAAGAACAUGGAUUUGGAUCCGCUCAGGUUGUUGAGUUGGAUUAUCUAACCUACAAUAAGGUCUUUAAACAGGACUUUGAUUCAGCUCUGUCCAGUAUUCAACCUGUGGCCACCUCGGUCCCCCUUCAAGCUCAACACCCGGUCUGUUCUAUGGAGGAUGAUCCCCAGAUGUUGGUGAUUGAUGAUUCAGGAGACUCUUCAGUAACUACAUUGAUGUCCACAAUGACUGAAACAACCUCCAAUACAACCAGAGCCCUCCCUAAAUCAAACGAUCCCCAAAUCAGAGCGUCAAACUCACCUGGUCAGUCGGUGACAACUUUUUCCAGUCGCAGUGAGGGUCAAGCUAAAAUCAUUUCAAACACAACUGUGGGGCCGUUAAAAAACCCCACCACUUCCGAAGAUGUGUGGAGUUCUGAAAAUGCAGCAACUUCAAACUCUUGUGUAACCAACCCCGUCACCUCCACGCUGAUGACCAAGUCUUCAAAAUCCUCCCCAGACGCCUCAAAAUCAACAGCACCCACCUGCCAACUUCAUCCCGCCCUCUCCAGGGCGACUACAGCCAACACCGUCUCCAGAGAAUCUGCUACCAAAUGUACAGCGACGAUCUCCGCCUCGCCUGCAGCCACCUCCGAGGCGUCGUGCACAACGCAGAGCAGGAGUAGAGCUGCGACCUUAGUCAGAGCGGUUUCCUUGGAGUCUGGCUCCUCCUCCCAAACCGGAUCCACGGCGGCGCUUGAAGCCGCCUGCAGAACUCUUCUGAAAUCCGUUGCCGGUCCCAGGACGACCGAGGCGUUGUUAAGAAAUGUGAAGAGGCCAGACGCGAGCUAUCAAACAGUCGGCUUGAACCAGCUGAUUAAAGUGUCGUGUGGACAGAAGAAGCAGGUCUACUGUCGGCUGUGUUCGAUCAGGCUGCUGAAGUCCGAACACACGUGCAGCAUCACCCACCAGUUUAACUAUGUGAGAAUGAAGUUCCCUCAAUGGUCUUGCAAGCCGUCAGAGCUGCUAAACGAAUUGCCCAACAAAGUGGCCCAAUUGGCCGAGGACGAGAAAAAAGGAGGAUCCAUCCCCUUCCCGAGACUGGUGGUGACUAUCGACGUGUACAAAGAACUUGCUGAUCUCCCGGCAGAAAAGGCUUUAGAGCGAUUGAAAGCCACGCUGGAAAGAGGCGCAGGGGUCACAUCGCCCACCACCGCCAACCCUGUGCCGGUUUUGAGACUGGAAUUUCCUGGAGCCAGUCAAAGCGACACUUGGAGCCCGGUCGAUGACAUCGAAUCCAGUUUUAAAGAAGGAUCCCUCGCUGUGGGCCGUGUCAUCAGAGCUCAGAGUCUGGAGAGUUCAGAGCCUGAAGCAGACGACCAGAUUCUAGACAGGCUGCAUUCCCUCUUGAAUAAAAACGAGCCCGUCUCUAAUCCUCUCAUUCAAGACGUUGCAGUGGCCAAAAAUAUGAAUCCUCAAACUCAUGUUGCAAGCAAAGAGACUCCAGAGUGGCGACAGCAGCAGGAGAGAAGUCACCCAGAGACACAAGAAGCAAGGAAGGUGUUGGAGGUCUCCCUGAAAACAUCACCUCUAAACCCAGUUGUGCUUUCAAAGAUUAGGAUAGGGGAGUGCACUGAAGGCAGCAGUCACUUGUCGAGCUACUUGAAGGUGAUGGGCUCCGACCGGGAACCAGUCAUAGGUUUGGGCUUUGUGUGGGAGUGUCGCUUCGUGUCGGAGGUUCAAGGGCUGUCCAGGAGCCCGUUCUUCCUGUGUGAGAGCUGCAGUGUGACGCUGCCGAACAGGGAAAUCUGUCAACACAUGGUCAGCACUGACCACCGGGUCAACUACAUUAUGAGUCAGCACCCUGACCUUCUGUAUUUCUGGCCGGAAAAUUACCCGCCCGAAUACCCGGAUCUUACUCUGGAGAAUUGGAUGAAACUCGACAUUCUUAACGGCAUUGCCCAGAUGCUCUCAGAGGGGGAGCGUUACCACAAGACUGAUGCGCAGAGUAUCCUGCUGGGAGUGGAUUUGUAUGAACGCGUUCUGACCGCUUCCUUCAGUGAAGCUUUACAAAUCCUUAAAAACAUCAAGAGAGAGCACAAGCUGAGCGUCUGCUGUCCAUCCAUCUGUGAUCCACAACAAAAGGGCCAGCUGCCUGAUGACCAGCACAGUCCAGAGGAAUCGCUGCCCAUGGAGGCGCAGCAGAGAAGUGACGAACCAAUUGUCCAGGACAAUUUGCAUGGGGUCAAACAAAGUGGAGUUUUCAGUCAUCUGGAUGUGACCCGUGUCUCCCCAAAGGCAAAUUCUGUGUCUCCGGUCUGCAGUGCUGACCCACGUCUCCGUCACAGAGAGCAACCAAAUCCCGGACCCGCAGUCUCUCUGCAACAGAGGCCUAUCCCAGAGUUGCCAGGGAAACGGGCGGAGGCGCACUCAGAAACCACAUCUUCCUCUGUAGUUUGUCCUCCAACCACUCAAACCCUGCCCACGUCUUCCAGAGAUCAGAGCAUUCCAAUUAAGAAAAGACCAGCUGUUGAAUGUAUUGGCUCAUUGAUCAGAUCUUCCACUAAUAACCCCAACAUCACAGACCCUUUCCCUGCCAAAUGCAAACUCUCAUAUGCUGCACUGCAGCCUAUCAUUGAGCCAAGCGUUUCUCAGUCCACUUCUGUGAACCUCCUUCCCCUGCCGCCUCAGGACAAAGACCCUGAAACUGUGUCUUAUGAACAAGACAUACCCGUUGUGGACCAGGCAACAUUUGAUCAUAUAAUGGCUCUAUUCCGAGAGAGGCAGUCUAAGGGAAAUGUGUUACCUUGCACCUCUGCUCCAGUUAAGGGUGAAAGUACCAAUUCCUGCGCGGCUCCAGCCAAAGCAGUUGGUACCAAGUCACCACUCGCCAGCCCUACUGACCAAGCAUGUAUGAAUGCUCAGACGAGCACCAGUCAGUCCACCCCGGGUCCCGUUGACUGUGCAGCCGUCAGCCGUAGCCCAGGCAACACGGCACGGCCAGAGGAUCAGGGCCCCGGGGCUGAUCAGCUGCCCAUUAACGCCAUCGUCAGUGUCCGGUCAGAGCAGCCUGGACACCAGGUUGUAGGUGGCAUCAAUAAAGAGAACUUCACUAAGCUGAACCGGGGCGAUCUGAUCACUCCCUGUUUCUCCUCUGUUGCAGAAAUAAGCCCCUCUGACGCUUCAGGAAGAUGUGGUCAGUACAAUCGGAUGGCUUAUGUCGCCGACACACCGUCUGGUUAUUUUUCUUCUGGGGCUGCUGGAAGUUACACAACACCGGGCUACUGUCCUGCACAAACUGGGAGAUCCUUUCAAUGUGAAGGGUACCCUGCGGGGGAGCUCUACUUCCCAAGCCAGAGUCAAGCCACGCAGGAAACCACCAGCCAAAGUCUGCAAUCUUUUGGAAACGGUCUAGCGACUCGAAUGGCGCCACAAUGGGUAAGGCUGGGAAUGCACCAGCAGCAACUCGUGCAGCAGCAACAACGCAUACUGCAGCAGCAACUUGGGCAGCAGCAACAACUUACACAGCAGGAGCUAACACAGCAGCGUUGCGCCGCCUGGGCAGCGAGCAAUGGCAAAGUGACCAAUGAGGCUGCCUACACAGGCGCCGCCGCGGCCUUCACCCCUCCAGCCAACCCUUCGUUCUCCGAUUACGACUAUCGAGUCACAGAACAGGCCUCAGGUUUACCUCAACCAUCCAGGUUUUAACCGUCCUCCUGUUGCCAACACUCAAGUUGUGUCUCUGCAAAGUCCUCCGCCAGAGGCUUUUUUAAACGUACCUCCCCCUACGAUCAGUAGUACUCCUCCCUGAAACCACCUGUACAAGCAUCUGAAUGACAAGACCAAGUUAUUUCUGCAGUUAAUCCCCUAAUUACUGCUGUGUGUCUGGUAGACACGAUGAAGUUCAGAUGUGUCGAGUCAUCAGUGAGAUGUCACAUGGCACGAUGGAGGUGUGCUUGUGUGGGUUCACAUUUGUUCAUUUUUAGUGUUAAACACUAUCUGUUGAAGUUGAUACUGUUGAAAUGAUUUCUUGCUUUAAAUAUGAAUGUGACUUUGUAAACCUUUUCAAAAAGCUGAUUUUUUUAAACAUUUAUAUUGUAACCUUUUCAGCAGACUGAUUGUUUUAUAUUAAUGUUUUUUAAUUUUAAUAAAAUCCAGAAUAAAGUUCUUGAAUGUGCAAUAUAUUUAUUUUCUAUAAAGUAACAGUUCCAAGCUGGGCCCCAGGCCUAUUAAACCCCUGCUCUACAGAUAAGAA